AUGAGUUCAGAAGACCUCGAAGGAUACUUUGACGUCAAGAAAUUUGGCGCAACCGGAAAUGGCAUCGACAACGACUCUAUCGCGAUUCAAAAGGCAAUAGACGCGGCACAAGCCAAAGGCGGCGUGGUUUGGUUUCCUCCCGGAACUUACCUUAUCGGCCCUGGUCCUCGUUCCGAUCGUGGAAUAUUUAUAACCGCUCCAGUGAUCCUCGCAGGUACCGGUGCAGGAACUCCAUUCGGUAUCCCUCCACAAACAGAUCACAUCAGUACCGCCGGCUCCAAACUGUUUGUUACAAACACGGACAUCAUUCCGAUCUGGAUCACCGGCCAAGGCACCGUGGUACGAGACCUAGCAAUCUACCAUCAACAAGACGAUCCCCAGCCUGGAAAGAAGUGGAAGCCCUUGCCAUAUCCGCAGGCUAUUUACGCAUAUGGUGCCGAUAUACGCUUAGAAAACAUCUUCCUGAGAAAUCCUACAACAGGCAUUGCAUGCACAAACACGGGCCGUUUGUCAGUAAAUCGACUAUUUGGUCAACCUCUCGAAACGGGCAUCCGGCUCGACAACUUGCAAGACACGACUAGGAUUGAUAAUGUCCACUUUUGGCGAUAUUGGAGCUCGGAUCCCGCAGUAAGUGAAUACAUGUUUGAACAAGCUGUGGGCAUCAAGAGCUAUCGCAACGAUAAUCCCAUGUUUUCCAACAUUUUCACAAUUGGAUACAACAUUGGGUUUCUAUUCAGCAAAGGAGACAACCCGCUUGCAGGAGACAGCCUUCAAAUCACCAGCAAAUUCAAGAUACUAAACGCAGAUAAUGACGGCGGUUAUAUAGGCAUCAAGGUUGACGGCCCAAACACAACGGGCCAGAUUGUCAAUUACUCCUUCCAGGGGUACAAGGAAUCAGAAACAGGCAUCCACAUUCAAGCACCUGGAUCCGUUAUCCAAGCAACGAAUGUGCGCCUCACACUGACCGGAGCCAAUGCUGUACGUGUUUCGGGCCAACUCGCACAUUUGCUUAUAGACAACAUUUGGGUCGAAGCUUGGGAUCAGAGUGGCAAAGGAUUCCCAGGUAUUGAGGCUGUAGAUGACGGUGCAGUCGUUUCCGUUGGUUUUAACCGAUAUUUUUAUCCAUUGCAAAGCUCGAGGCGUGUUGGUGGUCAAGGCACCGUCGCCCUUGCUGGACCGAUCUUACCGGGAAUCAAUUCAUGA
This is a messenger RNA of Pochonia chlamydosporia 170, 1203 nucleotides long. Its product is annotated as pectate lyase superfamily protein domain-containing protein. Lineage: Eukaryota; Fungi; Ascomycota; Sordariomycetes; Hypocreales; Clavicipitaceae. The transcript has a single exon. The coding region runs from base 1 to 1203 and encodes 400 amino acids. The record is from RefSeq and is a predicted model, not a curated record.